Messenger RNA from Penicillium olsonii, 5313 nucleotides. Lineage: Eukaryota; Fungi; Ascomycota; Eurotiomycetes; Eurotiales; Aspergillaceae. The record is from the annotation of a GenBank genome assembly.
AUGUCAGCUCAAUACCCAUCGCUCAGACGGGCCCAGACGGACCUUCCUGCGCAGUCCACUAGCCCGCUACGACAAGACUCCACUGCGUCCACCAACUCGACCGCCUAUUCCAUCGCGUCCAGCUCUUUUGCUCCCAGCCGCACAAGCACGGUAUCGUCUCAUGGGUCAGUCUCCAGCAAUCUAGGCCAUUUCCGCGGGAAGAGUGAAGCAAGCAGCAUAAACUCUGGAUCAACCGUGACAGACGCAAUGGAACGGGGGAAUAGAUCAAAUGCCGGGACAACAUACGAUAACAUUCGUCGGUCACUGCGCCCGCUGCAGCAAGUUCCCAAUGGUACAUCGCCUGCAUCGAGUGUCGGUGGCUAUCGGCAUGCGAGGAGCUACACGGUCGACGAAACCCAACCGUGGAAGGAACAUCGACCGGCAACUCCCGAAUCGCGACUUCAGGAAAAUGAGGCACCGACCCGCAGGCUCUCAAUCUACGAUCCACAAACCCCCACACCCACUUCUCCCCAGCACUGGUCCCCCGUACCUGGAACAUCGCGUCCUUCGUCACCUCAAAAAACAACACCCCACAGCCCUCACCACCCACAGUUAACAGCUGCGUUAACAGCUCCUGAACUCGAGACAUUCCAAAAGUCUUCCACAGGCCAUCUCAGAACCCUUUCGAAGUUUGCACAAUCCCACGAGAACGAUAAAUUCCAACUCAACGCACCGGCUGGCUCGGUAACGGGCCUCGAAGGCCGGCGACGCUUGAAGAGAGCAGACUCGACUCCCGGAAGGGAUGGGGCGGUAUCGCCCGUGAAGCCGAAGGUGUCUUCAUGGGCCGCUGGCAAUUGGAUGGACCAGCAACGGCAGUUUAUUCAAGCCUAUGAAUAUCUGUGCCAUAUUGGAGAGGCCAAACAGUGGAUCGAAGACGUUAUCAACAAGCAAAUCCCGGCAAUCGUUCAAUUGGAGGAAGGUCUACGAGAUGGCGUGACUCUGGCGGAGGUCGUGCAAGCUAUGUACCCAGGAAAACCAUUGCGCAUCUUCCGAAACCCAAAGCUACAAUACCGACACUCAGACAAUAUCGCUUUGUUCUUCAGAUUCCUCGACGAAAUCGAAUUGCCGGAACUGUUUCGCUUCGAACUGAUCGACCUGUACGAGAAAAAGAACCUUCCCAAGGUUAUACACUGCAUCCACGCGCUAUCAUGGGCACUCUUCAAGAACGGCAUGCUAGACUUCAGAAUGGGCAACUUGGUCGGUCAACUUGAAUUCGAACACCACGAACUUGAGAAAACCCAGAAGGGUCUGGACAAGUCAGGUGUUAGCAUGCCCAGUUUUGCAGGCAUGGCUGCUAAUUUCGGUGCUGAGCCAGAGCCAGAGCCUGAGCCAGUUGAAUCAGAAGAAGAGCGUAUCGACCGCGAACUUCACGAGAAUGAGAGUGCCAUAAGCGACUUCCAAUCACAAAUCCGAGGUGCCAUGUUGCGAUUGAAACUCGGACAUACAAUGGCAGAUCUCUGGGACUUUGAGCCUCUUUUGAUCGAGCUACAGUCUCGCCUACGUGGAGAUUGGGCUCGUCAGAUCAGCCAAUACCGAUUGAAUAUGCUCCAGUUCUCGGUUGGACUACAAGCAAUCAGCAGAGGUUUCAUUCUGCGUCGCCAGCAACAAGGCGACAAGCAAUGGCGCAAGGCUCAAGAAGAAGAUGUUCUACAAUUCCAGAGUCUCAUUCGCGCCUCGAAGGCACGCACCCAAGCCAAGAAUCUGCAAACCCGAGCUCGCCGAGAAGAGUCCGGCAUCAAGCAAAUCCAGGCUGCUAUAAGAGGUGCACUGUCGCGUAACAACGUUGCCAAUCAAUACGAAGAGUACCAGGAUACCGGGAGUGAAGUCAUGAUGCUCCAAGCUGCCAUUCGUGGUGCCUUGCAACGCAUGACCGUUGCCGACAAAUACGAGCGCGUGCAGCAGGCUGGAGGCAAAGUUAUCUCACUCCAAGCUGUCAUCCGGGGUGCUAUGCAGCGUAAGCAACUUGAAGCCCAGUCUCAAGAAGUUAGCCAAGCUGGUAUUGCUGUCAAAUCCCUUCAAGCAGCGAUGAGGGGUGCCCUGCAACGAACAAGGAUGAACAAUCAGUCCAAUGAGGUCAAGCAAAUUGACACCCCAGUCAAAUCCCUACAGUCGGUUAUUCGGGGAUCAAUUGCGCGCCAAAACGUAUCGGACAUGAAGAUUUCCUUGAACAAAGAAGCAUCCCAAGUUACCACAAUCCAAUCACACAUCAGAGCUCUGAUCGCCAAAGAUCGUCAAACUCAGCUGCUACACGCCUUGGAAUAUACCGAGAGCGAGUGUACCGCACUUCAAGCUAUUUUGCGCGCCGGUGUCGUGAGGCAAUCCACCUCCGCCAUCCGCAGUGAGCUUGCAGAACACCAGCCGCAAGUGGUUCAUCUCCAGGGAAUCUUGCGCGGCCAGGCCACUAGAGAAUCUUUGGACGCGCAGAGAUCCUCUUUGCUGCACGAAGAAUCUUCCAUAUUGGAUCUUCAGUCCCGUUCUCGAGGACUCAUUCAUCGGAUGCACCUGAGUGAAGAGCGCAGCGCUCUGGAGCAAGAGGAAUACGCCAUCGUCGAUCUUCAGGCACUGGCCCGCGCUGCUGUCUCGCGAAUUGAGGUGGGAGGUAUUCUUUCCAGCUUGGAGGAAUGCGAGGAGGAAGUGGUCCAGCUUCAGUCCUUGGCUCGGGCUAUGAUUGCACGCCUUGAAGCUGGUGAUAUUUUGGCCGAUCUUGAAGCAGAAGAAGACUUCGUUCUGGACCUUCAAGCGCAAAUCCGGGGAGUGACCGUACGCAAUCGCUUUGAAGAAAGACGUCAGCAUUAUAACGAAAACAUGGAAAAGGUCAUCAAGGCCCAGAGCGUCAUUCGAGGCCGCAUCCAAGGCCAGGCAUACAAGAGCCUGACAAGUGGAAAGAACCCGCCCGUUGGGACUGUCAAGGGAUUCGUUCAUCUUCUCAAUGACAGCGAUUUCGACUUUGAUGAGGAGAUCGAAUUCGAGCGGUUACGCAAGGUUGUUGUCCAGCAAGUGCGACAAAACGAGCUUGCUGAGCAAUACAUUAGCCAGCUUGAUAUCAAAAUUGCCCUCCUUGUCAAGAACAAGAUCACACUGGACGAAGUUGUUAAGCACCAAAAACACUUUGGUGGUCACAUCGGCAACCUCCUAUCCAACACCGAAAUUUCUUCGAAAGACCCUUACGACCUCAAAGCCCUCAACAAAACCUCGCGCAAGAAGCUGGAUCAAUACCAGGUCUUUUUCUUCCUUCUCCAAACCCAAUCACAGUACCUCGCUCGCCUAUUCCGGCGAAUGCGCGAGACUAAUACCUCAGACAAGGAGUAUGAAAGGAUUAGACACCUCAUGAUGGGUCUCUUUGGUUAUUCACAGAAGCGACGUGAAGAGUACUACCUCAUCAAACUUCUAGCCCGCUCUGUGAAGGAAGACAUCGAAGGGUUUACUUCCCUUCCCGAGUAUUUGCGCUGCACUUCCUUCUGGAACAAGCUCUUCUCCUCAUAUGCCAAAUCGCCACGGGAUCGAAAGUUCAUGCGCGACGUAUUGGGAACUGUUGUCAAGGAGUCUGUGAUCGACAACCCCGACCUUGACUUGGAGAGUGAUCCCAUUCAGAUUUACCGUUCUGCAAUCAACAACGAAGAGCUUCAAACAGGCCAAAGAAGUCGCCGGCAACCGGAUUUACCCCGCGAAGAAGCAAUCAGGGACCCCGAGACCAGAGACACAUUCAUUCAACAUCUACAAGAUCUUCGUGAUAUUGUUGACCAAUUCUUUUUGGGGCUUGAAGACUUCCUGUAUCGAAUGCCCUUUGGUAUCAGGUACCUCGCCCAGCAAAUGUAUCAGAAUCUCCUCGAAAAGUUCUCUGGCGAAGACCAAGGCUUCAUUCUCCAAACUGUGGGGCACUGGGUGUGGAAGAACUACUUCCAGCCUGCUGUCCUAGAGCCCGAGAAAUAUGGAGUGGUCGACCGGGGCUUGACCCAAGAACAGAAGCGCAACCUCGGAGAAAUCUCGAAAGUUGUUGCCCAAAUAGCCUCUGGAAGACUGUUUGGAGCCGAAAAUGUUUAUCUCCAGCCGCUCAACAACUACAUUGCAGACUCGAUCCAGCGGCUAGGGCAAAUAUGGGGCCAAAUGAUCUCGGUUCAGGAUGCGGAGACCUACUUUGACAUCGACGAAUUCAACGACCUUUAUGCCAAGGCUAAGCCUACGCUAUACAUCAAGAUGUCUGACAUCUUCUCCAUCCAUCAACUUGUGGCCUCCGAGAUCAACUACAUGUGUCCUCAUCCGGACGACUUUUUGAAAGAGCUAGUCCGAGAGCUUGGAAACGUUAAGAGCAAUGAAAACGAACUGAUGGGAGUCAGCUCAACUGAGAUUAAUCUGACGCUGAGCCCGAAGAUGGCCCAGAUGGAAGACCCCGAGGCAGAGGUCAAGACACUGUUUAUGGAAACGAAGCGCUGCAUCCUUUACAUCAUCCGUGUCCAGAGCGGCACCAACCUGAUGGAUGUUAUGCUUAAGCCACCGACACCCGAAGACGAGGAACGUUGGCACGAUUUGGUCAGGGAGGAGUUGAGCACCAGCAACCCUCGUCGGGGUGCCUACUCCGAAGCCAACAGCUUGAUCGACAUUGGUUCCAUGGGCUAUGCAGAGCUCAAGGGUAUUGCACUCGAGAACAUCCUUCGUCUAGAGCAAACUGGACGUAUCAAUCGUCACAACCAUUACCAAGAUCUCCUGAACGCCAUUGCCAUCGACAUACGAACCAAACACCGUCGGCGAAUCCAACGCGAACGUGAAUUGGAGGGCGCUAGAUUGACCUCCCAACGUCUCAGUGGCCAAGCUGUCUACCUUGACCAGCAGCUCAAGACAUACAACGACUACAUCGAACAGGCCAUGAUCACGUUGCAGAACAAGAAAGGCAAAAAGCGAUUCCUGAUGCCAUUUACCAAGCAAUGGGACCACCAGCGUGAGCUUCAAAAGUCGGGCAAAGUUUUCAAAUUCGGAUCCUUCAAGUACUCCGCCCGCACGAUGGCUGAUCGCGGUGUCCUCGUCGCCUGGAAGGGCUACGCCGAACGACAAUGGGAUCGGGUGGACUUGACCGUCUCUAGUAACGAGGUGGGCGUGUUCACCAUCGACGGCAGUAGUGGCAACAUGAUGAUCCCUGGAGCCAAUGCGCAGGUACCGCUGGACGACUUGCUGCAGGCCCAGUUCAACAAUACGCAAUUCAUGGACUUCUUCGACGGACAGAUGCGGGUCAAUGUGAACCUCUUCUUGCAUCUGAUCAUGAAAAAGUUCUAUAAUGAGUGA